Messenger RNA from Otolemur garnettii (small-eared galago), 3095 nucleotides. It is a transcript of the gene PIK3C3, whose product is annotated as phosphatidylinositol 3-kinase catalytic subunit type 3. The transcript has 25 exons. Lineage: Eukaryota; Metazoa; Chordata; Mammalia; Primates; Galagidae. Gene Ontology annotation, biological process: autophagy of peroxisome; endocytosis; phosphatidylinositol-3-phosphate biosynthetic process. Gene Ontology annotation, cellular component: cytoplasm; membrane; endosome. Bases 86 to 2749 code for a protein of 887 amino acids. The record is from RefSeq and is a predicted model, not a curated record. Gene Ontology annotation, molecular function: 1-phosphatidylinositol-3-kinase activity.
GCGUUGUGGGGCUCAGCUGGUUCACUUCUGGGGUCUUUCCAGGGGUUAGUUUCUAGCUGUAAGUGGUGUCUUUGCCCAGGGUGCCAUGGGUGAAGCGGAGAAGUUUCACUACAUCUAUAGUUGUGACCUGGACAUCAACGUACAACUUAAAAUAGGAAGCUUGGAAGGCAAGAGAGAACAGAAGAGUUACAAAGCCGUCCUAGAAGACCCAAUGUUGAAGUUUUCAGGGCUCUAUCAAGAGACAUGCUCUGACCUUUAUGUUACUUGUCAGGUUUUUGCAGAAGGGAAGCCCCUGGCCUUGCCAGUGAGAACAUCCUACAAGGCAUUUAGUACAAGGUGGAACUGGAAUGAAUGGCUAAAACUGCCUGUGAAAUAUCCUGACCUGCCCAGGAAUGCCCAAGUGGCCCUGACCAUAUGGGAUGUAUAUGGACCAGGAAAAGCAGUGCCUGUAGGAGGAACAACAGUUUCCCUCUUUGGAAAAUAUGGCAUGUUUCGCCAAGGGAUGCAUGACUUAAAAGUCUGGCCCAAUGUAGAAGCAGAUGGAUCAGAACCCACAAAAACUCCUGGCAGAACAAGCAGCACUCUCUCAGAAGAUCAGAUGAGCCGCCUUGCCAAGCUUACGAAAGCUCAUCGACAAGGACACAUGGUAAAGGUAGAUUGGCUGGACAGGUUGACGUUUAGAGAAAUAGAAAUGAUAAACGAGAGUGAAAAACGAAGUUCUAAUUUCAUGUACUUGAUGGUUGAGUUUCGAUGUGUCAAGUGUGACGAUAAGGAGUAUGGUAUUGUAUAUUAUGAAAAGGAUGGUGAUGAAUCAUCUCCAAUUUUAACAAGCUUUGAAUUAGUGAAAGUUCCUGACCCCCAGAUGUCUAUGGAGAAUUUAGUAGAGAGCAAACACCACAAGCUUGCCCGGAGUUUAAGAAGUGGACCUUCUGACCAUGAUCUCAAACCCAAUGCUGCCACCAGAGAUCAAUUAAAUAUUAUUGUGAGUUACCCACCAACCAAGCAACUUACAUAUGAAGAACAAGAUCUUGUUUGGAAGUUUAGAUAUUAUCUUACUAAUCAAGAAAAAGCUUUAACAAAAUUCUUGAAAUGCGUUAAUUGGGAUCUACCUCAGGAGGCCAAACAGGCCUUGGAACUUCUGGGAAAAUGGAAGCCGAUGGAUGUAGAGGACUCCUUGGAGCUGUUGUCCUCUCAUUACACCAAUCCCACGGUGAGGCGUUAUGCGGUUGCCCGGUUGCGACAGGCGGAUGAUGAGGAUUUGCUGAUGUAUCUGUUACAGCUGGUCCAGGCCCUCAAAUAUGAAAACUUUGAUGAUAUAAAGAAUGGAUUGGAACCUACUAAGAAGGAUAGUCAAGGUUCAGUGUCAGAGAGUGUGUCAAGUUCUGGAAUAAAUUCUGCGGAAAUAGAUAGCUCCCAGAUUAUAACCAGCCCUCUUCCUGCGGUAUCUUCCCCUCCUCCUGCAUCUAAAACAAAAGAGGUUUCAGAUGGUGAAAAUCUGGAGCAAGAUCUCUGUACCUUCUUGAUAUCAAGAGCCUGCAAAAACUCAACAUUGGCUAAUUAUUUAUACUGGUAUGUGAUAGUGGAAUGUGAAGAUCAGGAUACUCAGCAGAGAGAUCCAAAGACCCAUGAGAUGUACUUGAAUGUCAUGAGAAGAUUCAGCCAAGCAUUGUUGAAGGGUGAUAAGUCUGUCAGAGUAAUGCGUUCUUUGCUAGCUGCACAGCAGACGUUUGUAGAUCGGUUGGUGCAUCUAAUGAAAGCAGUGCAGCGUGAAAGUGGAAAUCGUAAGAAAAAGAAUGAGAGACUACAGGCAUUGCUUGGAGAUAAUGAGAAGAUGAAUUUAUCAGAUGUGGAACUUAUUCCAUUGCCUUUAGAACCUCAGGUGAAAAUUAGAGGAAUCAUUCCAGAAACAGCUACUUUAUUUAAGAGUGCCCUUAUGCCUGCACAGCUGUUCUUUAAGACAGAAGAUGGAGGGAAAUAUCCAGUUAUAUUUAAGCAUGGAGAUGAUUUACGCCAAGAUCAACUUAUUCUUCAAAUCAUUUCACUCAUGGACAAGCUGUUACGGAAAGAAAAUCUGGAUCUGAAAUUGACUCCUUAUAAAGUAUUAGCCACUAGUACAAAGCAUGGCUUCAUGCAGUUUAUCCAGUCAGUUCCUGUUGCUGAAGUUCUUGAUACAGAGGGAAGUAUUCAGAACUUUUUUAGAAAAUAUGCACCAAGUGAGAAUGGGCCAAAUGGGAUUAGUGCUGAAGUCAUGGACACUUACGUUAAAAGCUGUGCUGGAUAUUGCGUCAUUACGUAUAUACUUGGAGUUGGAGACAGGCACCUGGAUAACCUUUUGCUAACAAAAACAGGCAAACUUUUCCACAUAGACUUUGGAUAUAUUUUGGGUCGGGAUCCGAAGCCUCUUCCUCCUCCAAUGAAGCUGAAUAAGGAAAUGGUAGAAGGAAUGGGGGGCACACAGAGUGAGCAGUACCAAGAGUUCCGUAAGCAGUGUUACACGGCUUUCCUCCACCUUCGACGGUAUUCUAAUCUGAUCUUGAAUUUGUUUUCCUUGAUGGUUGAUGCAAACAUUCCAGAUAUUGCUCUUGAACCAGAUAAAACUGUAAAAAAGGUUCAGGAUAAAUUCCGUCUAGACCUGUCCGAUGAAGAGGCCGUGCAUUACAUGCAGAGUCUGAUUGAUGAAAGCGUCCACGCUCUGUUCGCUGCAGUGGUAGAACAGAUUCACAAGUUUGCCCAGUACUGGAGAAAAUGAAAUUGGGAUUAUUCCAUCAAGAUCCUUGGCUCAAUAACAAAACUACUUUAGAAGCAACCUGUGUAUUAUGAAGACCUCAGAGUAACCAGCAGUGAAGGGAAAACUUAACCUUCAAGAUGACAUAUUUUCUGAAUGCUACACAGUCCCUGAAUUCCAUUUCUUUCAAUGUCAUUGCCUAAAUAUGAUCUUUAAGGGUUGUUCUGAAAUAUUGUAUAUAUUUAUUUUCAAAUGUAUUCAUUGUUUAUAAGCUAAGAAGAUGUUUAUUCUAGGAUUAUGUACAUAUCGUGGGAAUUCUAAAGGAAUUAUAUGUUGAAAUAGUAAAACAUUUCAGGCUUUGAGUUUAAAA